AGCUUUGGGCCUUUUGGCGGGUUAAAGAGUUGGUCUGUUUAGGGGCACUUGGGGCUUUUUGGGGGCUCAAAGGCUUGCUCUGGUUUUGGGGGGGCUUUGGGCCUAUCCCCACCACCCCCUCUUCCCCAGGACAGCCCCCCCACCUCCAUGAAGCCCCCCCACUCAUCAGCCCCCCCGGGCAGUGAGACCCCCCCACCCAGCAGCUCCCAGACUUGGGGGACUGGCGAGCAGCCCCCCGACCGCACCGGCAUCCCCCAGAGCCUCCAGCUGCACCGCCAGGAGCGAGAAGCCUUCUUCAGCCUGCUGGAAGACAAUGUGGUGCAGGAAUUCUUGUCGACGGAUGUGUGCUGCAGGAUUUCUGAUAAGUACCUGCUGGCAAUGGCGCUGACGUACUUCAAGCGCGCCGGCCUGCCCACCAGCGAGUACACCCGCAUCAACCUCUUCACUGCUCUGUACCUGGCGAACGACAUGGAGGAGGAUGAGGAGGAGCACAAGUACCGCAUCUUCCCCUGGGCGCUGGGUCGCCGCUGGCGCCGGCUCCUGCCCCGCUUCCUCCGGCGCCGCGACCGCCUCUGGGCCCGCAUGAGUUACCGGGCGGCCGUCAGCCGGCACUGCUGCGAGGAGGUGAUGGCGACGGAGCCCCGGCACUGGGCCUGGCUGCGGGAGCGCCCCCCGCACCACAGCGGGGCCACCCGCGCCUACCCCCCGCACCCAGGGGACCCCGCCCGCGCCCCGCCCUGCCCGCGCUGCGCCCGCCCCCCCGCCCCGCCGCCCAGCGAGGAGGAGGAGGAGGAAGGUACCGCCGCGCAGGACCUCUUCAUCCUGCGCCCCCGCCGCCCUCCCCGUGCGCCAAAACCCGCUGAACUCACGCAGAAUUUGGGCUGAAAUCGGGUGAAAUUGGGCCCGGGUCAUGCCCUGAAUGCACUUUUUUUGCCCCUUCCUGUUCAGCUCGCUUGUGGUGAAGCCAAAAUUGGGGGGGGUUUAACCCAAAAACUUUCCUCACAGCAGAGCUGAACCGCUCCCUACAGCAAAACUGGGGACUUUUGGUAGUUUUCCCCCCAUUUUUGACCCUUUUCCCCAUUUUUGUCUCAUUUCCCCCUUAUUUAAAACUAAAAAAUUGCCCAAAAUUCCUUGUUUUCUACCCAUUGCCUAACACUUUUCCCAAUUUUAGCCCCCAAACUCCUCAUCCUCCGCAGUGAGGCUGAAGGUUGGGGGGGGGAACACACUGAGACACUCCCUUUUCGUGCCAAAAAAAAGAAAAGGGGAAAUUGGGCAAAUAUGAA
Messenger RNA from Phalacrocorax carbo (great cormorant), 1283 nucleotides. Lineage: Eukaryota; Metazoa; Chordata; Aves; Suliformes; Phalacrocoracidae. The record is from RefSeq and is a predicted model, not a curated record.